Molecule: messenger RNA, 1823 nt
Organism: Pneumocystis murina B123
Lineage: Eukaryota; Fungi; Ascomycota; Pneumocystomycetes; Pneumocystales; Pneumocystaceae
Exons: 7
Coding region: 1-1638 (545 amino acids)
Biological process (GO): tRNA 3'-terminal CCA addition
Molecular function (GO): ATP:3'-cytidine-cytidine-tRNA adenylyltransferase activity; RNA binding
Source: RefSeq, a predicted model, not a curated record
AUGAAAAAAAGUUAUUUUUCGAAUGAAAUUUCAAAAGAAAUUAUUCUUAAUGAGAGAGAAAAUGAGCUAAAAAAGCUACUUCUUUUAGUUUCUGAAGAUUGUAGGCGAAGAGGAAGACCAGUUAUACUUAGAUUUGCUGGUGGCUGGGUCAGAGACAAGUUACUUGGGCUUGAAAGCAAUGAUUUGGACGUUGUAAUUGAUACUAUGUCUGGAUAUGAGUUUGCAUUGUGUUUAAAUAGAUAUCUUCGUAAGAAUAAGGCAUUUCAGAUAGGAUAUUCUCAUGUAGCAAAAAUUGAACGUAAUCCGGAGAAAUCAAAGCAUUUGGAGACAGCAACAACACAUAUAAUGGGGAUUGAACUAGAUUUUGUAAAUUUAAGAAGUGAAUCGUAUUGUAAGGAUAGUCGUAUUCCUAUAAUGGAAUUUGGAACCCCAGAAGAAGAUUCUUUGCGUAGAGAUUGUACUAUAAAUGCAUUGUUUUAUAAUCUUCAUACAUCCGAGAUUGAAGAUUUUACAAAAAGAGGUCUUGAAGAUAUGAAAUUAAAGAGGAUAGCUACACCUUUAGAACCAUAUCAGACAUUUGAUGAUGAUCCUUUAAGGAUCUUAAGAUGUAUUCGAUUUUCAAGCAGGUUUGGUUUUGAGAUUGAUUUAGAAACAAAGCAUGCUAUAAUGCAUCCCAAUAUUAAAAAAUCUUUAUCAACAAAAAUAAGUAAAGAAAGGAUAGGGGUAGAGAUAGGAAAGAUGUUGGAAGGAGUAAAUCCAUAUGGUUCUCUCAAAUUGAUUUAUGAUCUUGGGCUCUAUGAAAAUAUAUUUUCAACUAGUUCCCUUAUGAAACCACAAAAAAAUUUGAACUGUAUUCCUUUGGCCAUUGAAUUGACAAAAUGGAUUAUGCAAGAUAAACAAGAAAAUGCAUUAAAAGAUGAGCUAGACUCAACACUGUCUUCAGAACAUCCUAUAUCUUCAAUUUUAGGAAAUAUUUCAGUAAACCCUUUCGAAGAACAUAUGGAUCUUUUAGGAGGGGUAAAAAAUAAUAUGAUUCCAUGGCUUUUAUCUAUUCUUAUUCCUUGGAAAGAACAAUUGGUAAAAAAUAAAAAAAGAAACGUUCAAUAUUCUUCAGUUAUUGUUAGAGAAGGACUAAAAAUGAGCAAUUAUAUUGCUAAUAUUGUUGAUGAUAGCUUUUCUUACUUUCAAGAAGCACAAAAAAUAUCAAUAGAAUGUAUAAAUGGAAUAGAAACUCGAGUAUCUUUAGGAUGUUUUGUUCGUCUUGUUAAGAAAAAUUGGCCAUUUGCAGUUUUUCUUGGGUUGAUUGAUGAAAUAUUAGCAUCCUUUUUACCGCAAAUGGAUAAAUUAGAAAACAAAUACAAAAUAAAAAGGUCUAAAUUAGAAAUAGAACAUUUGUUUGAUGAAAAAAAAUCCAUUUUAAAUCGAUAUCAAUCCCUUCUUGAUAAAAUUCAUCAUGAAAAUCUCCAAAAAGCAUAUUCUUUGCAACCAAUUGUUAAUGGCCAUAUUCUUUCAAAAACAUUUGGACUUAAAGGACCUCAGAUUGGUGUUGCACUUGAAAAAGUAAUUCUAUGGCAAUUAAAAAACCCAGAAGGUACUCCGGAACAAUGUCUUUCACAACUUAAUUUAAAAUAUAUUUAACUGUAUAUUUUUUCGAUCAUUGUACAAAUUUUAAUUAUAAUUAUCGUUUUGUACCUGAAGAUCAUAUUAUCGUUAGUUGGUUAUAGAUUAAAAAGAUAAGAUUGUUGAUUAAAAUUUGAUAAGCCAAAUUUCAAAAAAAAUAUAAAAAUAAAGACUAUUUAUUAUAGAAUAUUAUCUCAGAUAUA